AUGGGGAUAGGAAAGGGAAGCGAAUUGUUGAACAGCUUUGGAGACAACGCAGUAAAAAAAGGCAUUCGCCUCGACAGACUGGGCAGUGAGGGCAUUGCGAGAGUGGGGGUUGAUGCCACUUCCUGGCUUGUGAUCGUUCACCGUACACUUGAGGAUCACCAAAAGAAAAAUUAUGAACUGCAUGCAAAUCUUUUCAUGGAGUAUUGCCGUAAGAGGAUUGACGUACUAAAGCAGAAUGGACUUAUACCGACUAUGGUCUUUGAUGGAAAUGCUACACCAUUAAAGACCCAUAUAAAGGAGCUGAGGAAGGCGAUAGAAAGUGAAAACAACAACAACAACAACAAGAACAAUACGAAUGAGAUAAGGGAUCCUGAUAGUGAUAUCAGUGGCAGUGAUAGUGAUAGUGAUGUUAAUGUCCACAGUGAUAAUGAGCCCGUAGACGAUAAGUUACGCUACAAGUGGCCGAAAGAUAGAUACAUUCCUAACAGAUCCAGAUGGUUGACCGAGGAGAUGGAAGUAGAGUUCUUUGUGGCUCCUUAUGAAGCCGAUGCCCAAUCGACACACUUGGCAAGCAAGAAAAUAAUAGAUGCCGUCAUCAACAAGGAUACAGACCUUAUAGCAUUUGGAUGUAAAAAAAUUAUCUAUAACAUUAAUUUUGAAAAAGAGACGUGUGAUUACUACUCAUUUGAUCGUUUAAAAGAAGUGAACAUUGGCUACAAAGACUUUUCACAAAAAAAACUUCUAGAAAUGGCAAUAAUGAUAGGCUGCGAUUAUUUACCAAAUUUGGCAGGCAUAGGCAUUCGUAAAGCUUACGAUGAGAUAAUGGAGCAGAAACAUUAUGAGAAUGUAAUUGCCUGGUCGAAAAAAAAGCUCGUGCUUAGUACUGGGGUCGGGAAUAAACAAGAUACAACUUCGAGGUCAGAGAUUCUACUAUAUUUCCAAAGAGCAAUUCUGGCGUUCACAUAUCAACAAGUUUAUAAUCCCGAAUCUAAAACUUGUGAACGCUUAUCUCAUAUGAGAUAUAAUAAUCUACAAAAUGACGUGGUAAGAGACAUAUCCAAGUUCUUAGGACCACGUUUAAAGGACGAAUCUGUUCAUGAUAUUGCAAUGGGUGGUAGACCUUCGAAGCUCGUGAAAAUUGAUGUAGAUAAUCGGCCUCAACAAUAUCCCGGAGAGACACGUAAGUUUGGGCAGAAUUCUUUGGAAAGAUUUUUUGGUAAUAAGAAAAGCCGAAAAGAAUAA
Rosa rugosa (rugosa rose) is the source of this 1242-nucleotide messenger RNA. Its product is annotated as exonuclease 1-like. The record is from RefSeq and is a predicted model, not a curated record. The transcript has 5 exons. The coding region runs from base 1 to 1242 and encodes 413 amino acids. Gene Ontology annotation, molecular function: 5'-flap endonuclease activity. Lineage: Eukaryota; Viridiplantae; Streptophyta; Magnoliopsida; Rosales; Rosaceae.